Molecule: messenger RNA, 2001 nt
Organism: Vitis vinifera (wine grape)
Lineage: Eukaryota; Viridiplantae; Streptophyta; Magnoliopsida; Vitales; Vitaceae
Product: putative disease resistance RPP13-like protein 1
Exons: 2
Coding region: 237-1754 (505 amino acids)
Biological process (GO): defense response to other organism
Molecular function (GO): ADP binding
Source: RefSeq, a predicted model, not a curated record
ACUCCUUUUUCCUUCCUCUUUUGCUUUGUGGGUCAACCAUCUUCUCCAAUAAUUCAUUCUAGCAUUGGAAUCCAAAGUUGCUUUUGGCCAAACCAGAACUGAGCCAGCUUCUCCCAAGAAAUUAUUGCAUUUUCUCAAUACAAACCAAUCUUUUCCACUUUGGUGGUUUGAUUUUGGAUCGCUUACCUUCAUUUUUCCUUGAUUCAUCACUCACUUUUCUCUAAAAACCAACAGACAUGGCUGGGGCUUUAGUUGGAGGUGCUUUCCUCUCGGCUUCUCUUCAAGUUCUAUUUGACAGGUUGGCUUCUCGCGAGGUUGUGAGCUUCAUCCGGGGGCAGAAGCUCAGUGAUGCGCUCCUGAAGAAGUUGGAAAGGAAGGUGCUGGUCGUCCAUGCAGUGCUCAACGAUGCUGAGGUCAAACAAUUUACAGAUCCAUAUGUGAAGAAGUGGCUGGUCUUGCUUAAAGAGGCUGUGUAUGAUGCGGAGGACAUAUUGGAUGAGAUCGCCACAGAGGCUUUGCGACACAAGAUGGAAGCUGCGGAGUCCCAAACCAGCACAAGUCAGGUGGGUAACAUCAUGGACAUGUCUACCUGGGUUCAUGCCCCAUUUGAAAGUCAGAGCAUAGAGUCGAGGGUGGAGAAGAUCAUUGAUACACUUGAAGAUAUGGCACGAGACAGAGCCGUCCCUGGGUUGAAAGAAGGUGUUGGCGAGAAACUGUCACAAAGGUGGCCUUCUACUUCUUUGGUGGAUGAAUCUCUUGUCUAUGGCAGGGAUGAUGAAAAACAGAAGAUGAUUGAACAGGUGUUGUCUGAUAAUGCAAGGAGGGAUGAGAUAGGUGUGAUUUCCAUAGUGGGCAUGGGCGGCCUUGGCAAGACCACACUUGCUCAGCUUCUAUAUAAUGACCCAAGGGUGAUGGAACACUUCGAUUUGAAGGCAUGGGUUUGUGUUUCCGAAGAAUUUGAUCCUAUUAGAGUUACAAAAACAAUUCUGGAGGAGAUUACUUCAUCCACUUUCGAGACAAAUAACCUAAAUCAGCUUCAAGUUAAACUGAAAGAGAGAAUUAAUACGAAGAAAUUUCUACUUGUCUUGGAUGAUGUUUGGAACGAGGACUCUAGUAACUGGGCUAUACUACAAACUCCACUCAAAGGCGGGGCAAAGGGAAGCAAGAUUGUUGUAACGACCCGCAGCACCCAUGUUGCAGCAGUUAUGCGCGCUGUUUAUUCUCAUUGUCUUGGUGAACUAUCCUCUGAAGAUUCCUGGUCUCUGUUUAGAAAACACGCAUUUGAAAAUGGAGACUCGAGUGCAUAUCCACAACUAGAAGCAAUUGGUAAGAAGAUUGCGGACAAGUGCCAAGGUUUGCCACUAGCUGUAAAAGCAGUGGGGGGCCUUUUACAUUCUGAGGUUGAAGCGAGGAAAUGGGAUGAUAUACUAAACAGCCAAAUAUGGGAUUUGUCAACUGAUACAGUUCUUCCUGCAUUGAGAUUGAGUUACAAUUAUCUGCCUUCACAUCUAAAGCAAUGUUUUGCCUAUUGCUCAAUUUUUCCCAAGGACUACGAAUUGGAGAAAGAGAAGCUAAUUUUGUUAUGGAUGGCUGAAGGUCUUUUACAAGAAUCAAAAGGCAAGAGAAGAAUGGAAGAGGUCUUGGCUAUGAUCAGAAAUUUCCAUGUACACUAUGUAGCACACCCCACUUUUCAGGACCAGGAGGUCCAUUCAAGCUCUCAUUGUUCAUCUCAGGAGAGUCAGAUGUUUGUUUGAAAAGAAAAAUACCAAAGUUCAGGUGAAGGUCUAUACAUUUGAGAUUCCCAUGAAGAAUGUUGUAAUUCGAUCUAUUCAAUUUUGAGAGCUUUUGUAGUUCUGUUUGCCAUUUUGAUGUUGGUACCAUUUGAUGAGGGCGGUAGACUAUAACUCCCCCAUUCAACCUUCCAAAUUUUGUAUAGGAAAGAUGAUGUUGUAUUGACCUUAUUCACUUCUUCAUGCAAUGAAAAUUCUCCUCUCUUCAAUA